Messenger RNA from Colias croceus (clouded yellow), 2282 nucleotides. RefSeq names its product proton-coupled amino acid transporter-like protein CG1139. The transcript has 9 exons. Gene Ontology annotation, molecular function: amino acid transmembrane transporter activity. Bases 206 to 1669 code for a protein of 487 amino acids. Gene Ontology annotation, biological process: amino acid transmembrane transport. The record is from RefSeq and is a predicted model, not a curated record. Gene Ontology annotation, cellular component: vacuolar membrane. Lineage: Eukaryota; Metazoa; Arthropoda; Insecta; Lepidoptera; Pieridae.
UAUGUGUAUUACAUUAACUCGAUGAUUCGCUAUAAAAUUGAAAAAUAAAUUGGGUGUUAUUUUUAAUUGUGUUCAAUUUAAUAUUGUUUUACCAUCCCUAUUACUACAAACGUGAAGACCGUGUGGGUGUGUACUGUGUAUGACGUCACGGACGUCUGAAUGAAGAUCCUGAAACUGGAAUAUAUACGUAUAGGUAUAGAAGAAUAUGCUCCACACUAACGCCUUGAUAAAUAAUAAACUUCAUAUGAAGUCGAAGGAAAAAGUGAAGGUGAGCCACAUCAGCGGCAGCGCGGUGUCUCUUGGAGACAGUAAUCUAUCAGAGGGAUACGGCGCCUACCAGUCGCGGGAGCAAAUAAUUCUGAAGAACAAAGGACAGCGCGACUUCGAGAAUGGGAAAGAGGCGGAAGCGGACGACGGUCACCACCAGGUGUCACAUCCCACAUCGUACCUGGAUACAAUGUUACAUCUCUUCCGAGGUAACAUCGGCACAGGACUGCUGGCUAUGGGAGACGCGUUCAAGAACGGCGGCAUCGUAUUUUCGCCCAUUAUGACCGCCGUGCUCGGAAUCAUAUGCGUGCAUGCGCAGCAUUUACUUUUAAACUGUUCCGAGGCGAUGUAUCGUGAAACUAAAAGGGACAGACCACCAGGCUUCGCGGAUACCGUGGCGCUGGUAUUCGAAUAUGGUCCCGUGCGGUUGAGAAAAAUGGCUUCCACCAUGCGGAUUAUGGUCAAUACAUUCCUGUGUAUCACACAAUUGGGAUUCUGCUGCGUUUACAUUGUCUUCAUCGCGAAUAAUGUUAAACAGAUUUGCGAUCAAUACGGUGUUACCAUAGACCUAUCAGUGCACAUGAUAAUAGUGGUCAUUCCUGUCCUCCUAUCGUGUAUGGUGCGCAACCUCAAGUACCUGACACCAUUCUCUACAUUCGCCAACGUGUUGAUGGCCGUGGGAGUGGGUGUGGUGAUGUAUGAAGCUGCCCAGGACCUGCCUCCAGUUCAGGACAGGGUGUACUUGGCCAGUUGGCAACAACUGCCACUGUAUUUUGGCACUGCUGUGUACGCUUUUGAAGGGAUCGGACUGGUUUUACCUUUAAAGAAUGAGAUGAGACAACCCGACCAAUUUCAAAAGCCACUUGGAGUGUUGAAUGUUGGUAUGGUGGUGGUGGGCGCCAUCUUUAUUUCCAUGGGUUUCCUUGGAUACCUGAAAUGGGGAGAAGAUGUCGCAGGGAGCUUGAGUCUUAACUUACCACCUGGACAAGUGUUAAGCACAGUAGUCCAGGGUCUGAUAGCCCUCGCCAUGAUGUUCACAUACCCGCUGCAGUUCUACGUGCCGAUCGCGAUCACGUGGCCUGCGCUGCGCAAGCGCUUCGGGAAAAGCUCGCCCGUCGCUAAGGAGCUGGGCUAUAGGGCAUUCAUAGUUAUGAUUACUUUUAUCCUCGCUGAAUCGAUACCAGAGCUGGGUUUGUUCAUAUCCCUAGUCGGAGCCAUCAGCAGCACCACGCUAGCUCUAAUGUUCCCGCCUCUCAUACAAAUAGUGUACGAUGCACAUAGAAAUCAACUCACUCUAUUCGUUUUACUCAAGAAUUCUCUAAUCAUCCUCAUUGGACUAUUUAUUUUCAUCACCGGCACUUACGAGAGUUUAGCACAAAUAAUAAAAUUCUUCCGUGGAUGAUUUUAUAUGUAAUCUUUAAAUAAGGAAAGGUCAAACAGCCCAGAAGGGGGGGGGGGGGGUUGAGAAACUUUUUGUUUGUGAAAUUUCCUUUUUAACCCUUCAUUAAAAUGACGCGUGUAUUUGUCACGUGUACUCUUUCAAACAAAUUGACUCAUAUUGUGACUUUAAGUAUUUCCUAUUGUGCAAUGGAAAAUUAUUUCGUGAAAUAGGCAGUCGUUUCGCAGAUAUUCGGGGGUUACGACGAUGUCUUGAGUGUUGUUUGAUGUUAUUCCCAUGUGGGAAAGUGAUGGCGCUAGUCAACAUAAUAUUUAGUGUAGUCAUUUUUCCACGGUGGCAAUAAUAUUGAUUUAUGACAUCAUUGUACGGGGGCAUCUCUCAUUAAAACCAGUGCCAGUAUCUGACACUAUUGUCCUGAGGAUUCCUAAUGUUGGUUAAGUUUAUGUUAAGUUUCAUAGCUUUUCAAUAAUGUAGACUUGUAUUCGUGUACGUCAUGUUAUAAGUUAUGUAUUAUAAGAUUUUACAUUUAAUGGGAACUGUUGAGUAAAUUGAGGUCGUGAAUGCAAAAAUGCGUAAUGUGUUGAUAAGAAAUUUACAAUUCUCUUAGCGAAUUUUA